Myxozyma melibiosi is the source of this 2199-nucleotide messenger RNA. RefSeq lists its product as uncharacterized. Bases 1 to 2199 code for a protein of 732 amino acids. The transcript is spliced from 4 exons. Gene Ontology annotation, cellular component: cytoplasm; nucleus. Gene Ontology annotation, molecular function: ubiquitin binding. NCBI's taxonomy places the organism in Eukaryota, Fungi, Ascomycota, Lipomycetes, Lipomycetales, Lipomycetaceae. The record is from RefSeq and is a predicted model, not a curated record.
AUGUCUUCAAUUGACGACACAACAAGACAGCUCAAGGCCCAGUUCGCUGAGGCCAUUGGCUCAUUGAAUGAGCUUUUUCCAGAUUGGUCCGAAGAGGACUUACUGUACCUGCUCCAAGAAACGCAAGGCGAUGUCGAAGUCGCUGUCGUACGGAUCACCGAAGGCCAUGCUAGCCAGUGGGGCGAAGUGAAGAAGAAAACCAAAGAACGAUCUAAAUCAAAGGGUCCAUUUACUGGCGCCGAAGGCGGAAGACCAUCGUUCUCAUCAUCUACGCGCGGCAGAAGCCGCGGAGGAAUUGAGGCUCGAGGAAGAGGCGGCCGAAGUGAUCGUGGCCGAAGCCGCGGAGGCAGAACUAAUGGCCGGACCAGCGACGAGUCAGCUCCUGUGUCAACUCCAGCGCCAACCGACGCUGCCGCAAGCGCCCCUUCGGACCCUGCUCCUACUACUGAACCUACUCCUAGCGCGGCGGAGUCCGCUGCUCCAGCUACUGAGACACCCGCUGCCGAAACACCUGCUGAAACAACCAACGGAUGGGCCUCCGCGGCAUCUGCUGCUGCGCCAGAACAGCCUGCGCCCACAACCACCACCAGCACGAAAGCAGCGAGCACUGUCAUCAAGCCCGGUACCAAGAUGAGCUGGGCCUCUAUUGCCAAGCCAGCACCAAAACCCGCUGAACCUCCCAAGCCCAAGCCUGCUGCUGAGCCUAUACCCGAGCCCGCUGCCGAGAGCGAACCCGCGAGUGCCACAAACGCAUGGAACAAUGAUUACGCUUCCAGCACUGCUGCUCCCCACAUUGAAGAGUCUGCCUGGGGCAAGACAUCCGCGCAGCCAGCUAGCGAAUCGUACGACGAAGUUGCUCCAUUAACCAAAGAAAACGUUGAAUCCGUGGUUGACGAUGCUCCGCCUGCUCCCACUUCCACCCUCGCCUCUACCAUCGACACUCCCUCCACGACCACCAGCGCUACUGUUUCUUCCAAGGUUCCUCCUGGAUUGGCGUCGGCCACCAAGAACGCCCGCUCGCCCGCCUACUCUCGCGUGCUCAAGCAGGACGCUCCUGUUGUGAUGCCCGGAUCCGUGCAGGCCCAGGUUUCCGGUCUGCAGUUUGGCAGCUUGACCCUUGCCGACAACCAGGACGAAGAGAGCUCGGCCUACGAAUCGACUCCCAAGGAGCAGCUCGACAGCCUUGCUUCCCAGAAGACCUACCAGCAGGAGCCGGCAUCCGAGCAGGCUCCGAUUGCCCAGACCGCUCCUGCCGCGCAGGUUCCCGCCCCUGGUCUCUCUGGAUUCGGCCAGCAGCCGCAGCCUCACCGGUACCAGCAGCAGCCGCAGGUUGCGCAGACGCAGCAGCAGAAGGCGUUCGAGCCCUUCUCGCAGGCGCCCUACACCGGCUACCCCGCGCAGUCGCACAUGCCUGCCUUUGGUGGCUUCCCCAGCGAUUUCCAGAACCCUUACGGCGCUGAUCCCCAGCGUCAGGGAUACGGGUACUACGCCCCGUACCAGCAGCCCGCGAUCAGCGGUGCUGCCGCUCCGGACAGUCUGCAGCGCACUGCCUCUGCUUCGCUCGAGCAGCUCACACCCUCGAGCACCUCGACCCAGCCCGCUCGUUUCGGAGUCGGCUCAGAGGCCACCUCGGCUUCUCCGGCCACCGCGUCGCCUGGAAUCACCACCCAGCAGAGCCAGUACAACAUGCACCCUUACUACAUGAGCCCCGCGUACACCGCGUACUACCUUAACAACUUCCAGGGAUACUACGCCCAGCAGCAGAGCCAGGCCCAGCACUUUGGACACCAGCAGCCGCAGGCUCCCUCCGCGCAGGCCAAGUCUGUCUAUGGCCAGCAGCAGCAGUCGCAGCCCCAGCAGUCGCAGUUCUAUGACCACUACUCGCGUCAGCAGCAGAUGCCCAUGCAGCAGCCCCAGGCUCAGCAGCCCCAGCAGGCCGCUGGCCAGGGUGUCUCCUCGCUCGGUGGCAGCAUCCCUGACUUCUUGCAGAUGGAGGAUGCUUCCAAGGGUGCCGGUGCCCGACCUUCUAGCUCGGCCGGUCAGCAGCAGCAGACUCAGCAGCAACCACAGCAGGGCAUCCCGCAGCAGCCUAUGCCUCAGCAACAGAACGUGUACGGCGGCUUUUCUCAGUACCCUCCUUACAACAGCAUGGGUAGCCAGCAGGGCAGACAGAGCGGCUGGGGUGGCUACAGCCACUAA